Messenger RNA from Alligator mississippiensis (American alligator), 696 nucleotides. It is a transcript of the gene SMIM18, whose product is annotated as small integral membrane protein 18. The record is from RefSeq and is a predicted model, not a curated record. Bases 148 to 441 code for a protein of 97 amino acids. NCBI's taxonomy places the organism in Eukaryota, Metazoa, Chordata, Crocodylia, Alligatoridae. The transcript has 2 exons.
CUCUGACCAAUAGUAGUAAAGCUCCAUCUUAGCUGUGCCACAGGCUGCAUUAAAAAUAGAUCAGACCAGCGCUCUUUCUGCAUCCUUUCAGACAAGAGGUAGCCUACAGAUCUGUGGCAGUGAAACCACUAAGAGGAUUCCGUAACAAUGGCAACCUUCAACACUAGUCACUGGAAUGAAACUACAUACAUUUAUGAAUGUCUUGGUUUCCAAGUGCAAAAGAUUUAUCCUUUCCAUGAUAACUGGAACACUGCCUGCUUUGUUAUUCUGAUUAUAUUUAUUUUUACUGUAGUUUCGAUGGUGGCUUUGGCUUUUCUCUAUGAGCUGCUUGAUUGCUGCUGCUGCGUGAAAAAUAAAACCAUGAAAGACCUGGAGAAUGAACCCAACCCUGUUAGAACCAUGAUGGACAGAUUUAGAAAGCGUGAAACAGAAGUAGUGUAAGAAAGACUGAUAAGCACUCACAGAAGAACAAACAUUUAAAACACUUUAAACAAAAUCUGUUACAUUAUAUGACUCAGCAAGUCACCUAAAUUUUCGGCCUUAAAAAUCUUUACAAACAAUACUAUUUCUCCACUGGACAUGAAACUGAAUGGUCAGCAAAUGGAUGGUCUCUACUGCAAUAUCAUGUGAGAAGAAAGAUUUUUGUUUUCAAAUGAACUUUUGUUGUCUAUAUUUGAUGACUAGAGUAAAUUUUUG